UCAACUCCGCACGGCCUCACAGACGCUGCAAAUACAAAUAGCCUUGUGUUGGCUGUGAAUGAGAUCACAAACUUCAUAUCUAGCUACAAUGGCCUAUAAUUCUUUCUCUCCCACUGUCUUCGUCUUCUUGAUCUUCUUGGUCUGCCUGCUCUCAUAUUCAGUUACGGAGGCUCGUCUGAUUCCGGCCAUGUAUGUUUUCGGAGACUCCCUAGUAGAUGCGGGCAACAACAACUACCUCAAGUAUUCAUUUGCCAAAGCAAACUUUCCUCACAAUGGAAUCGACUUCCCCACCAAAAAACCAACCGGCAGGUUCUGCAAUGGCAAGAAUGCUGCAGAUCUUAUUGCUGAGAAAAUGGGGUUGCCAACAAUACCACCAUAUCUCUCCAUGUCAUCCAAAUCAAACAAGAGCAGUGCACAGUUCUUAAACGGCGUCAACUUCGCAUCUGCAGCUUCCAAAAUCUUAAACGACAUAGAUCCACAAUAUCCCUUUUCCAUACCUCUGGAAAAACAAGUAGACUAUUAUUUGGCUGUGCAUAAAGACCUUGUUCAAGGGCUAGGCGUCUCUAGAGCACAGAAUCACCUAUCAAAAUCUAUGUUCCUCAUUACCACGGGAAACAAUGACAUCUACAACUACUUUGACUCGUUAAGUAACAGCACACAACAGCAGUAUGUGAGCUCCCUUGUUCACGUCUUCAAAGAACAAGUGAAGCGGUUAUAUGGUUAUGGUGCACGCAAAUUUUCAAUUACUGGGGUUGGAGUUAUUGGAUGCACACCAUCGGAAAGGAAUGAGCAGGCGGACAGAAAAUGCGAUGAAGAUGUAAAUCGAUUGGCCAUCAAGUACAAUCAAGCACUUGUAUCCAUGUUGAAGAAUUUGACAUCAGAGUUCAGAGGCAUAAACUACUCCUACUUUGAUGGUUACAGCGUCAUGCUGAACUUCAUCCAGAAACCAACAAUUCAUGGAUUUUCUGAGGUUAAGGCUGCUUGCUGCGGUCUUGGCAAGCUCAAUGCGGAUGCUCCUUGCCUGCCAUUUGCGACCUACUGCAGCAACAGAAGCGAUCAUCUCUUCUGGGAUAGAACACAUCCUACUGAGGCAGCUCAUCGCAAGCUUGUGGAUUAUAUUCUUUAUGGUCCUUUACGAUACUCGUUUCCGGUCAAUGUGAAAAAGCUAGUCGCCAUAUAGUUUUGUCAAUCUUCGUGCGUAUGAACACCUCAUUCAGAAAGUGAAAGAGCUAGUUGUCAGUGCUGCUUUGCAAUUUAGUCUUUCUGGGAUUUAUAUUCUGUUCCUAGCUCAUACAACGUGUAUGGUUUUCCCCUGUACGUUAUUGUUAAGUACGUACGUGAUACAACAUUAGAACCAUAUGGCCAUGUUUGGUUGACUGGAUGUAAGUUAAUUCCCUUCUCUUUUCCAUGGGGAAGGGAAGUUAGAAUUCAUAUCCAAAUUCCUUUCAUA
Molecule: messenger RNA, 1450 nt
Organism: Argentina anserina (silverweed cinquefoil)
Lineage: Eukaryota; Viridiplantae; Streptophyta; Magnoliopsida; Rosales; Rosaceae
Product: GDSL esterase/lipase At5g55050-like
Exons: 5
Coding region: 59-1180 (373 amino acids)
Biological process (GO): lipid metabolic process
Molecular function (GO): lipase activity
Source: RefSeq, a predicted model, not a curated record